AUGUCGUUAAUCAAGCGCGCCAUUCGGCUUGCAUCCGUGCCUGUUAUCUUUCUACUAGCUCUGUUUGCCCUACGACCAUCUGCGGUAAACACUUACCUUGAUGUCGAAGGUUGGCGCUACUAUUGGCCCCCAACUCCUUCACUGCAAGUCAUUCUCCCAUCCUGGGCGCGUGUGGCCGUUUUACUGGGAGGCAUAGAGGCACCAGCUGUGAGAAUUCGCCAAGGUAUAGUAAUCGGGAAAGUUCUCAGAGGUGAUCUGCCAAAACCCGUUGAGGCGUUUCUUGGAAUCCCAUAUGCGCUGCCACCAACGAACGAACGGAGGUUCAGCCCGCCGGUGCCUGUCAAUGCAUCGAAUAGCACUAUCGAUGCCACCAGUUAUGGCAAAAGAUGUUCAUCACCUCCACUGCUACUCUACGGAUGGUCUGAAGAUUGUUUGACUGUGAACAUAUUCCGUCCUCAGAUGCAAAAUAGGACGAGAAAAUUACCAGUAGCAGUAUAUUUCCAUGGUGGAGCAUUUAACGGUGGCAGCGUAGGGGGAGGCCACAACUCCGCCUCUAUGAUGGCCUGGUCUGAGAAGCCAUACGUUGCCGUAAACUUCAAUUAUAGGCUUGGGGCAUUUGGCUUCCUCUCAUCAAAAGUUGCUGCCAAGGAUGGCGUGCUCAAUGUAGGGCUACGUGACCAGAUCCUCUUGUUGAAAUGGGUACAGGAAAAUAUUGAAGCUUUCGGGGGCGAUCCAAACGACGUCGCCUUAUUUGGGCUAUCAGCUGGAGCACACUCAAUCGGCCAUCAUGUCAUGCAUUACAAAGAAGAAGUGCCGUCCCUUUUUCACAGAGUAAUUAUGGAAUCUGGGGCUGCAACCUCUCGCGCCGUUUACCCCUACUCCCACAGUCUCCAUGAGCUUCAAUUUGAAGAAUUCCUCGUUGAAGCCGGGUGCUCUGGUUUGGAAGAGGAUGAGGUCAUGCUAUGCCUGCGAAGCAAAUCGGCAUUAACCAUUGCUUGGGCCUCGUCCAAGAUCUUCUCCCGAUACGAACCCUCAGAUCGAUGGGCAUUCCAACCAGUCAUCGAUGGCGAUAUCAUCAAACAAGCUCCUGUCCAAGCUUGGAAAUCCGGUAACUGGAACAAAGUGCCAAUCCUCACCGGUUUCAACACGAAUGAAGGCACCUCCUUUGUUCCCUCAGAGAUAUCCAAGUCAGAAGAAUUCAUAAACUUCUUUCGCCUGCUCAUUCCCGCUAUGCCCGAAAAAGACCUCAACAAGCUUGACCAGUUAUAUCCAGACCCGCUCAAGUACCCAUCUUCUCCCUACGUGGAGACACGAAAUAUAAGAGUUGGCGCCCAGUUCAAGCGUGUUGAAGCCGCUUACGGUCAAUUCGCCUAUAUAUGUCCUGUUCGACAAACAGUCCACCUUGCCUCGGGAGCACAGCAAGCACCAGUAUUUUUGUACCACUGGGCUCUGAAUAAGACCGUGAAGGGCGGAGCAAACCACGGAGACCAAGGUGAGUACGAAACAUAUAACCGUGGCGUUCGACAAAUUUCCGCCGCCCAGGACGAAAUUGCUGGCAUUCUCCAUGCAUACUUCACGUCCUUUCUUACCACGGGUGACCCUAAUGCGGUGCCCGGUAGAUUUCCAGAUAGACCCAAGUGGAAGCCUUUUGGUAGUGGGUGGUGGUGGAAAAAUAGGACGCUUAUGCUAUUUGGGGAAGGGAAUGAUGAGCGGGCAGGGGGCGGUGGGGUUGGGAUUCCGGCACAGGUAGUGGACGAUGACUGGAGUCAGGAAGAGUGUGAGUUUUGGUCGGAUAGGAGUAUCAUGACGGAAUCUUAA
Blastomyces dermatitidis ER-3 is the source of this 1818-nucleotide messenger RNA. Its product is annotated as triacylglycerol lipase. The record is from RefSeq and is a predicted model, not a curated record. Bases 1 to 1818 code for a protein of 605 amino acids. The transcript has 5 exons. Lineage: Eukaryota; Fungi; Ascomycota; Eurotiomycetes; Onygenales; Ajellomycetaceae.